AUGCAGGGCUGCGAUGUUGCCAUUCGUGUCUAUAAGACGGAAAACAAUUUCCCCAACAAGAUGAAUACCUGGCAAGCAAUCGCGAAAAGCAAACAGGAGUCGCUCAGAGCUGCUAUUCCGUCCGAAUGGAUUAUUCCUGCACAUAUUCUUCCCCCAGAGCAUCAAACAGACGUCACGUCUUUCCCGCGACAAUCCGGAUGGUUCACUAACAGAGAGCUCGAGAUCCUAUCCACAUCGGCACCUAGGAUCCUGGCCCAUUUGGAAACCAGGUCAUGGACAUCAGAGGAAGUGACAAAAGUGUUCUGUAAGGCCGCUGCAGCGGCUCACCAAUUGACGAAUUGCCUCUCCGAGAUCCUCUUCGACGAAGCCAUCGCUCGAGCCAAGGAAUUAGACGACCACCUGCGCAAGACAGGCAAACCAAAAGGUCCAUUCCAUGGCCUCCCAAUCUCCCUCAAGGACAACUUCAACAUCAUCGGCAAAGACUCCACAGUGGGCUUCACGUCGCUCGUCAACGAUCCCGCCACAUACAACAGUACCCUCACAGAUCUCCUCCUGCAGGGUGGAGCAGUGCUGUAUGUGAAGACCAACGUGCCGACCGCGAUGAUGAUCGCCGAGACCGUCAACAACGUCUUCGGCCGGACCGUGAACCCCCUCAAUCGAAAACUGACAUCCGGUGGCUCGUCCGGAGGUGAAUCGGCACUUAUUUCAUUCGGUGCGAGUCGCAUCGGCGUUGGAACUGACAUUGGUAGCGACCCACUUUACCCUAUAGCAAGUGGCUCUCUCCGUAUCCCAGCCGCCUGCACAGGUAUCUUCACACUGCGGCCUUCCUUCGGACGAUUCCCGAACUUCCAGACUCGAUCGGGACUGGCGGGUCAAGAAGCCGUGAACAGCGUCAAUGGGCCCAUGGCGUCGACAUUGGAGGAAAUCACAUUCUACUCCAAGACCGUCAUCGACCAAGAACCCUGGGUCAACGACCCGAAGUGUCUUCCUAUCCCGUGGCGUCCGGCUGAGCCAAAACACCGACUCAAGCUGGCUGUAAUGUGGAACGACGGCAUCGUCACUCCCACUCCGCCCGUAACUCGUGCACUGAAAGAAACAGUUGACCGACUAAGAAAGGCCGGCCACGAGGUAAUCGACUGGAAACCAACAGGACACAAGGAAGCGCGACAGCUUCUACAGCGCAAGUUCGUCGCCGACGGAGGUAAGUCAGUGCGUGGGCUACUGGCGCCGACGGGGGAGCCUUUCCGGGAGGAAAUGCGAGAUUACGAGAAGGCGACGGAGCUGGGUGUUCAUGAGAUGUGGCAGAUUCAUCUUGAGCGGAAUACUCUGCAGAAAGAUUAUCUUCAUCGAUGGAACGCUAGUGGAAUUGAUGGGAUUCUCUGUAUGAUUCUAGUUUCCUUUCCGGUUGAUAUCUUUGGACUCUCGGUGGAGCACGGUAAAUUUGCAUAUGUGGGAUACACCGGUGUAUUCAACAUCCUCGACUACUCUGCCGUUUCCUUCCCUUGCGGCGUGAAGGCCAGUAAGGCGUUGGAUGUGUCGUAUCACGGCCACAAGGCAUUGAGUGAUGUCGACGCAAGGAUACAGCAUGAUUGUACGUUACCCCACAGUUAUAGUUCGAAAAGCCCCCAGAUAGACCGUACUAACAUCCGAAUCCUAGAUAAUGCAUCCGCAGUUGACGGGAUGCCAGUCAGCCUACAGUUAGUCGCACGUCGACUCGAAGAAGAAAAGGUCCUAAUGAUGACGGGAGUGGUUCUGCAAGCCGUAUCUACCGGCUGGAAGUCCAAGCUAUAA
Molecule: messenger RNA, 1791 nt
Organism: Aspergillus oryzae RIB40
Lineage: Eukaryota; Fungi; Ascomycota; Eurotiomycetes; Eurotiales; Aspergillaceae
Exons: 5
Coding region: 1-1791 (596 amino acids)
Source: RefSeq, a predicted model, not a curated record